Messenger RNA from Pelobates cultripes (western spadefoot toad), 191 nucleotides. NCBI's taxonomy places the organism in Eukaryota, Metazoa, Chordata, Amphibia, Anura, Pelobatidae. The record is from the annotation of a GenBank genome assembly.
AUGGGACUGAUGUCUGAAUCUAUCUCGCAGACUCUUACACAUGCUCUGCUUGGGGCACAGAAAUCGGCUCAGCCGACCAUUACCCAGGCUUUGCCUGUAGUAACCCCAUCGCAACCUCACACUGGCCGCAAGGCCACUGCAAAAACCAAACACUCUUCAAUCUCACAGAUGGACAGCUACACACCUGUCAG